UGCGCAGAUCUGCUCAUUAGUUCAGAUGUGGGUGCAUGAAUAGACAUUUGUGUGUGCACACACACACAUUAGUAUGCCACUCUGCAGCACUUCUCAGCAGGUGAAAGAAAUCUGGCCCAAUCAGCAGCACCCUCAACUCAGGUAUAUAAGGAAUCCACCAACCACUUUACUGGUUUUUGCAACAGAGCUGAGGAAGGCAAACACAGCCUCCAAAGCAGCAUUUCAUGGAAAAGGACUUAUAAGGACUACCGGUUUUUCACCUGUUCUGUUCAUUGGUUCUCACUCAUUGGUGAAAAUAAAAAAGAUUGAGUGAAUUCCUGAAGUCUUCAAGUCCUCCUUUUCAAGUGUAGGAAGCCAUGAAAUUAUAGGACACUUGACAGUGAAAAACCGCUCCAAUCAGAGGAGGUUCCAUUCUGCAACCAGAGACUGAAAUCUGCUGUCUUCCAAAGGAGGAAAAUGGCUGAAUUAAAGUCCCUUGAUGACCUCAAAGCAGAGAGGACAACAGUUAAAAGACUUUUCUCCCGUUUUGCAAAUAACAUUAUGAGGACCUACAUGGAGAUGUCUAAGGAGGAUCUGGAGGAGAACUACAAGAAGCUUACACUGGAGAGCUCCAAAGUUAUGGAGGCAAAUGAGGAUGUGGAGGCUGCUUAUAUGGCUGAGUGCAAAGCAACUGCAGCUGAGGAGCUGAGUAAUCUUCAGAAAGCUGACAUAGAGAAGACGGAGAAAGAAUGUGAACAAAAGCUUAAAGAAGCUAAACUCCUUAUCCGAGAGACAAUGUGGGCCACAUAUGGAGAGAAGGAAUUGUCCCUGGCUCUACAAGUUGCAGAGGAUGAGUGCAAGAAUGUUUCUUCCAUCGGGCCAGACAUAACUCUGGAGGCAUAUGAGUUUAUGCUCACCCAUUUGGAGAAAUUGAUCCAGAAGGCAAAGGAAGCACACCAAAAUUGGAACCAUUGGGCCCCACCUGCCGAGAAAAAGGAUUUCAACUACCGUGUAAGGGAGCUAGAGGUGUGCCUCCCUAGGAUGGUUUCUCAGAAGGCUGUCUUUAUCGAAGCAGCAAGGAAGAAGGACACAACAGAGGAAAAAGCCUUAGUCCAUAGUCUACCUCCAAUAGCUGCAAUAAAACUGAAAGCCACAGCUUUACCAAAGUUUGGUGGAAGUAAACGAGACUAUUACAGAUGGAGAAAAGAAUGGGAGGCUCUCCAGAAGCAAGGUGAACCAUCUGGUUCGAAAGAAGUAAAGAAGUUUCAAUUGCUUGAUAGUCUCGAUGAGAAAUUGGCUAAGGAUUUACGCCUGUCAACAUACAAUUCAUCAGAUGAGAUCUUCAGAGUCCUGGACAAUCGUUUUGGGAAUAAAGCUACCAUUGCUCUUGAGAUUAUUGAAGAAUUACAAGCAAUUCCACCAGUGAGAAAUGGUCAACCUAGACGAAUAAUAGAACUNUCAGAUCCCUGA
Messenger RNA from Poecilia latipinna (sailfin molly), 1449 nucleotides. RefSeq lists its product as uncharacterized. The record is from RefSeq and is a predicted model, not a curated record. NCBI's taxonomy places the organism in Eukaryota, Metazoa, Chordata, Actinopteri, Cyprinodontiformes, Poeciliidae. The coding region runs from base 457 to 1449 and encodes 330 amino acids. The transcript has 2 exons.